Caenorhabditis briggsae is the source of this 417-nucleotide messenger RNA. RefSeq names its product Protein CBR-TTR-51 (gene Cbr-ttr-51). The transcript has 2 exons. Bases 1 to 417 code for a protein of 138 amino acids. Gene Ontology annotation, cellular component: cell surface. NCBI's taxonomy places the organism in Eukaryota, Metazoa, Nematoda, Chromadorea, Rhabditida, Rhabditidae. The record is from RefSeq and is a predicted model, not a curated record.
AUGAAGACUACAUUUCUUCUUCUCUGUGCCAUCUUCGGAUGUGCUGUUGCUAUGAGACAACAGGCAGUUGCUGUCUCUGGAAAACUAAUGUGUGGAUCGAAGCCGGCAUCUGGAGUCAAAGUGAAGCUGUGGGAUGAGGACGAUGGACCAGAUCCAGAUGACGUUCUUGAUGAAAGUUUCACCAACACUGAUGGAACAUUCCGUCUCGAAGGAUCCGAACGGGAAUUGACAAACAUUGAUCCCGUUUUCAAGGUCUAUCAUGAUUGCGACGAUGGAAUUCUUCCAGGACAGAGAAAAGUGAAGUUCCGUAUUCCAAACAGCUACAUUUCUGCAGGAGGACGUGCUAGCAAGACCUUUGACAUUGGAAUUCUCAAUCUCGAGACUAUUUUCCCAAAGGAAGAACGCGAUCUUUUGUAA